AUGGCCAUGGCCACCAAGACCACCGCAACAUUCUUUGUCUGCAUUCUCUGCAUGCUCAUCUCCCUCCCGCCCGCCUACGCCUGCCAAUCCACCUGCCCUCCGCCCUACCCUCCCUACGGCCACCGUCCAUCCCCUCCCAAGCACCGCCCUCACCCACCGUCCCGGCCGCCCAAGCACCACCACCCAAUAGUCAAACCUCCGACGCCGAGAGUCUCGCCACCCGUGGUCAAACCUCCGCCUAGAAUCUCGCCGCCCGUUGUCAAACCUCCGCCGAGAGUCUCGCCGCCCAUAGUCAAACCUCCACCAAGAAUCUCACCGCCCGUGGUCAACCCUCCGGUCAUUGUGCCGCCCAUAAUCCUCCCGCCGCCCGUCCUUCCGCCGCCGGUCACAUGUCCCCCACCGUCUUACCCGCCUUACACACCUCCCGGCGGCGGCGGUCGGCCGGUCCCCGGACCGCCGCCGGCAGCCACGUGCCCGAUCGACGCCCUGAAGCUGGGGCUCUGCCUGGACGUUCUCGGUGGGCUGAUACACGUCGGAAUAGGGAAUCCGGAGGAGAACAUAUGCUGUCCCGUGCUGCAAGGCCUGCUCGAGCUCGAGGCGGCGCUUUGCCUCUGCACCACAAUAAGGCUUAAGCUUCUAAAUCUCAAUAUUUUCCUGCCGCUGGCACUGUCGGUGCUGGCCACCUGUGGGCUGACGCCGCCGCCCGGAUUCGUCUGCCCGCCGCUUUAA
Molecule: messenger RNA, 729 nt
Organism: Striga asiatica
Lineage: Eukaryota; Viridiplantae; Streptophyta; Magnoliopsida; Lamiales; Orobanchaceae
Source: the annotation of a GenBank genome assembly